Messenger RNA from Aspergillus ochraceoroseus IBT 24754, 5856 nucleotides. RefSeq lists its product as uncharacterized. Gene Ontology annotation, molecular function: structural constituent of nuclear pore. NCBI's taxonomy places the organism in Eukaryota, Fungi, Ascomycota, Eurotiomycetes, Eurotiales, Aspergillaceae. Gene Ontology annotation, cellular component: nuclear pore cytoplasmic filaments; nuclear pore. Gene Ontology annotation, biological process: protein import into nucleus; RNA export from nucleus; post-transcriptional tethering of RNA polymerase II gene DNA at nuclear periphery. The coding region runs from base 1 to 5856 and encodes 1951 amino acids. The transcript is spliced from 3 exons. The record is from RefSeq and is a predicted model, not a curated record.
AUGGUACUGACGGUUUCUCUCUCUCUCUCUCUCUCUUUUUCUCGCCUAGGAUUCGGAACAACCACUCAAAACCAAGGAAACUCGCUUUUUGGAUCCCAAAACCGCACUGGUGGUUUCGGAACCGCGACAUCCUCCGGUGGUAGCCUCUUUGGCAGCGGCGCCCAGACCCAGACUAGCGGCGGUGGAUUUGGGGGCUUCGGAUCUACUGGAAACACUAGUGGUGGCGGUGGUGGUGGUGGUGGUUUUGGUGCUGGCUCAAACACCAGUGGUGGGAUCUUUGGGAAUAAGACUGGAGGAGCUUUUGGCAGCACAACUGGCACCACAGGCGGAUUUGGCACUGGUGGUGGGUUUGGAGGCAGCACUGGUUCGGGCUUUGGCGGUGGAACAGGAACUGCGUUUCAACAGGCUGUCCCCCCCUCUGAUGGCACUGGAAGUACUCCUUUCAGCGCUUUCACUGAGAAGGACGGAGCUUCUAGUGCCACCAACCAUUACCAAAGCGUUUCCUUUAUGCAGCCGUAUAGCAAAUAUUCCUUUGAAGAACUUCGUCUAGGGGAUUAUAACCAAGGUCGCCGAUAUGGAAAUGGAAGUGGUCAGGCUGGAGCCUUUGGAUCUUCCGCUUUUGGGGGAUCGGGAUUUGGCACACAACAGCCACAGUCCACUGGCUUUGGCACCACCUCCACCGGAUUUGGUAGCGGCACCAGCGCUCCCUCUGCCUUUGGCCAGACUCAGACUGCCGGUGGGUUCGGCUCAACAUCUUCCAACCCUUUGUUUGGAGCCUCCAAGCCGGCCACUUCUCUCUUCGGCGGAGCUACUCCAACUGCUACUACUACUUCUCAGCCCAGCCUUUUCAGCGGAACCACUGCAGCCACCGGUGGUUUUGGGUCCACCGCGAACACAGGAAGUGCCUUUGGUGGUGGAUCUGGCGCCUCGUUGUUCGGCAAUAACUCCCAGCAGCAACAGCAAAACAAACCCUUGUUUGGAGGAGCUACUGGAACCACGGGCACCACCCCCGGCUUUGGUGGCUUUGGCACGCAGAACACUAGCACAUCCACUCCAUUUGGUGGCACUGCUGCGACUUCCUCUCCUUUUGGUGCCCAGCAGCCGCAGCAGCCGCAGCCGCAGCAGCAACAGACUGGCACGGGCGCUUUCGGUGGGUUUGGCCAAAACCAGAAUCAAGCCCAGACCCAGAACAAAGGUUUGUUCGGCGGCGGAUUCGGAACAAAUACCCAACAGCAGUCCACCACUCCUGGCCUCUUCGGGGGCAACACGGCCAACACAGGGACCUCCCUCUUCGGACAGAAUCAGCAGCAACCCCAACAGCAGGCUGGUGGCUCGCUCUUUGGCGGCGCAAAUCAGCAAGCCGCUGGCGGAUCUCUUUUCGGCGGAAACCAGCAGCAAGGACAAAAGAGCUUGUUCGGAGCUGGGACAACAGGCACAGCCACUGGAACCGGUGCAUUUGGAGGAUUUGGAAAUACCCAAACCCAGCAGACCGGAACAAACAGUCUCUUUGGUGGCGCGCAGAACCAGCAACAACAGAAACCUAGCAUGUUCGGUGGUUCUGUCGCCGGUGGCUCCUUGUUCGGAGGUGCAGGCGCACAGGCCCAAAACACAGGUUCCUCGCUGUUUGGUAACACCCAGGCCCAACCCGGAGGUCUGGGUACCUCGAGUCUCUUCGGCGGUGCACAACAAGCGCAGCAGCCCCAGCAGAUGCAGCAAUCCCAGCCUAUGCCCGGUAGCCUGCAGGCCUCCCUGUUUGAUGGCAACCCGUAUGGAAACCAGUCCAUCUUCUCCGGUCUGCCAGCUCCCAACACCGCCAGCCCUGGCCCCCUGGCAACACCUCUCGCGUCGGCGAAUAAGCAAAAGCAACGCACCCCGCUCCCGGUUUACAAAAUUACGCCUAACGCUGCCAAUCGUCUGAUCACCCCGCCGAAACGCCAGGGAUACGGCUUCUCUUACUCCACCUAUGGGUCUCCUUCCAGCACUGCCAGCACCCCGAAUGGACUUGGGGGCAGCCUUCUCGGCGGCAGCUUGCGUGGGAGCAUGAACGGUAGCUUCGGACGGAGCACCUUCAGCAAGAGCUUUUCCACCAGCAAUCUGCGCAAGACCUUUGACCCCGAGACGGAUAGCAUCUUGUCUCCUGGCGCUCUGUCCUCCGGUUCCUCCCGUCUGUCAAGUGGUAGCCUGAAGCGCCUCACGAUUGAUCGCGGGCUGAGGAAUGAUCUCUUUACUCGUCCGGUGAGCACCCCUACUGCGAUUACCAACGGCGAGGAUUCCGCACAGUCCGUGGAUAAGGUCAAAAAGAAGGUUAGCUUCGAAUCCCCUUCUGAUACUGCAACUGGCGGAGAGAUCAUCCCGGUGGAGGCUCAAAGCCCCGAGCCCACCUCGGAGGAGCUAGGCUUCCUGCGCUCUAUCCGCAAGACCGGUACCGUCAACGGCGUCAAUGGAGUUAAACCAACCCCGGAGAUCGCCACCCGUCCUGAGAUGGAGUCUGUCCGUCCCAUGGAUCUCCCCGCCGUCCCAGAAGAUACCACCCCUCCUGCUGCAGCCGACAGCUCCUCACGGCUCCCCUUUAUCCCUGGUGCGGACCCACAGCCGGGAGAUUAUUGGAUGAAGCCUACACGCGCCGAGCUUAACAAGAUGAACCGCGACCAGCUAAAGCAUUUUGUCGGCUUCACUGUUGGCCGCCAACACUGCGGUUCGGUGACCUUUGAUGAGCCUGUCGACAUGACAACGAUCGACCUGGAUCAAAUCUUCGGUGGCCUUGUGGAGAUCGGGGUCCGCAAGAUUACCGUGUACCCAGAUGAGGCAAUCAAACCCCCUAGGGGCAAGGGAUUGAACGUACCCUCCACCCUGCGGAUUGAAAAUUCUUGGCCCCGAGGGGGGCGGGAUAAGAAAUCCCCUUCGCCCCUUACCACCGGUCCUCUCUUUGACAAGCACGUCGACCGCCUCAGGAAGGUUCAUAAUACCGAAUUUGUGGAUUACGAAACGCAAACUGGAACAUGGGUUUUCAAGGUGCCUCACUACACAACCUAUGGUCUUGACUAUGACGAUGAGGAGGAAGAAGAAGAAGAAGGUGAGAGCCUCAAUCAAAGCACGUUGAGUGCUGCUCCUGACACUCCGACUCCGAAGGCUCGAUCCCCCGCCGACCACGAUCUGACCGUCGGCUCCGAGAUCUUCUCCACUGAUGUCUCCUUUAUGAGCUCGGUGGUGGGGGGAGUCGACGACGACACAUUCGAUUUCAAGAAGCGUAAAUUGGUUCCCGGGGCAUUUGGCCACCACCAGCAGGCUAGGGAGGCUGUCGACGAGCACGAUCUAGGUUCUGAAGACGACGAAGACGAGUCUUUUUUAGGGGAAGGCUCCACGGGUUCAACUGAACAAGACGGUGACACCAUCACCGACAGCCAGCAUUCUGGCGAGUCCGAAGUUGAAUUUGAUCCAGGUGAGGAAAUGGACAUGGCGGGUACCUUUCCGAUCCUUGAUCGUACCGUGGAGCAGGACGAUGCCCAGAGCAUCACCAGCGAUGAACUCACCCACCCCUCAUUGAAACCGUGGAAUACACCCCCCAGGGCUUGCCUUGAUCUUACUGGCGACUGGGCGGAACAGUUGCAGCGAACCAUCAGCCCCAGAAAACAAAACCGCGAUGCCCUGCGUGAAAUCCAGGCAAAUGCUUUUAGUGACCGACCGCUGAGUGGUGAGGGCACGCCAAAGCAAUCUGCGACGAACACUCGUCAAAAAGGCUUUGCCACCAGUAUUGACCUCAUGAACUCGUUGUUCCAACAACCGCGAAAGCCGCAACCACCAUCUAUUCCUUCGAAGGCACCCAGUACACAGCCUAAAGGGUUCGAGUGGCCUUACAACAAGCAACCAAAGACCUUCGCAGGAGAAUCAAAUGAAAUGAGCCGAGACGACAUUGCUUUCCAUCGCUCGUUCAAACCUCGAUGGGGUCCUGUGAAUUCUCUAAUCUGCGUCAAAGACGAGAUGGCUGGGUACUCACACUGGAAACAAAAGCUCUCUCUUUUCAGUGAAGGCAGAGAUAUUGUUCUCCUGGAGGUUGGUCCAAGUGCCGAGUCACAAGAGAUGGUUGAUGCGCAGAUCAAGCAAUCCACUAUCGAUCAAGUUGACGGAGUUCCAUUCGCUCGGUUGGCCCAGGUCAACUUCGAACAAUUUGCAAAAGCAUCAAACACGGUACCCUCGGAUUCGGAACGAUUAAUUUGGCAGCUCGCUAAUAUCCUGUUCAACGACGAGAUCGACGAUGAUAUCUCGGCUGGCGUGCCUCCACAACUUCGGUCCAAGUAUUCUCACCGCAUCAAAAAAGACCGCCUGAGCCGUCUUUGGGAGGGCAUUGUCCGCGAAAGAAAUGCACAUGCUGUGGGUCAAGCUGGCUCGGCUGAAGAACGCGCCAUCUACCUGCUGUGUUCGCACCGGGUUGAGGAAGCUUGCAACGUCUUGACUACCAGCCAGAAUUUCCACCUUGCCACUCUUGUGUCCCAGAUUGGCCGAGAUCCCACUACUCGCCAGGACAUGUCUCAGCAGGUUGAAAUGUGGCGCCAGCAUAACGUUUACUCCGAGAUGAAUGAGCCGAUUCGAGCCUUGUAUGAACUGCUCGCGGGCAAUGCCCUUCGUAGCGAGGGCAAGGCCGGCGGUGCAUUAGAAGACCGCGCAUCCACAUUCACCUUCUCCGAACGGUUUGAAUUGGAUUGGUUUCAGGCAUUUGGCCUGCGUCUUUGGUACGGAAUCAGCGAUGACGACCCCCUUGAAGCCGCUGUGGCCAAGUUUGCCCAUGAUCUCGAGACUGGUCAAGAGCCGGCCUUCCCUUGCCCUCCUCACCAGGACAAGGACCGUGGUGUGUGGCAUACAUCCAAGGACACCCUGGGCCGCGAGUCUCCCCUCUGGGUUCUCCUCCAGGCCUAUUCUGCCACCGUGGGCGCGGCUAAGAGCGCAAGUCUCCAUGCCUUGGAAUUACCCGCCGCUUUUCAGCCUCAGUCUGUAUCUGGGGACAAACUAUCCAACAGAUUAUCGUUCCAGCUGUCUCGGGUCCUUGCUGCUGCUCUUGGCCAAUUUGAUCGCCUUUCGAUCAAUGUUGCCCAUAUGGAUCAGCUGGUUUGGGAUUACGCCUGGGAACUCAGUGCAAGUGGGGAGCUAGCUCGCACCUUGUUUGUUCUCCUACACUUAUCCCGUGGCUCGGAUCGCGAGAGAGCCAUUCAAGAAAUCCUGGCGCGGUUUGCUGCUCAUCUCCCUGACCCACUUACUCCGGAAGGUUCGCCGAACACCACCUGGCACCAUCUCACGAACGAUCUUCAGCUCCCUGAGGGUUGGAUUUGGGUUUCCAAGGCCCUCUAUGCCCGGGAUACCGGUGAUGCGGCUCGUGAGGUCGAUUUCCUUGUUCGUGGCAAGAACUGGGAUGAUGCACAUGCAACCUUCUGUCGUAUUGUCGGACCCACCGCAGUAAUUGAGCAUGACUACGCCACUUUGGAGACACUCCUGUCCGGCUUUGGAGAAGGCCCCGAGCGCAAUGUGCGAGGCUGGGCUAGUGGUGGGGGUGUCUACGAAGACUUUUUACGUCUGGCCACUGCUCGGAGUGGACAACGAGAUCCGCAUCGCCUGAACCGUUUGGUAAACGCCCUGGUCACGAUGGGCGAGACCAUUGGCCACAGUUCCGGUGUGGAGGGGCUCGAGGAACGAGUGGCUUUUAAGGAGAUGAGCCGAGUGGUUGCUCGUUGGACGGUCCAAGAAGACGCAAAGGCUAUUGAACUAUCCCGCGUACUCCAGCUGCCUCUGACAGGAGAUGCUCGGCUGGUACAGACGGCGGAGAUGAGUCGUCGUUAUUACAGCGUUGUCAUGGCCGGGGGCUAUUGA